AUGGGGCGGCGGAGCAGGGGGAGAGAAGAUCUGGAGGUGAACGUGCCCAGCUUUUUCCGGUGCCCCAUCUCGCUGGACGUGAUGAAGUCGCCGGUGAGCCUCUGCACUGGCGUGACCUACGACAGGUCCUCCAUCCAGACUUGGAUCGAAACCGGCCACAACACCUGCCCCGCCACCAUGCAGGUCCUCCCCACCACCGACUUGGUCCCCAACCACACCCUCCACCGCCUCAUCCAGCUCUGGUCUUCUCCCUCCUCCGCCUCUCCUUCCGUCCUCCUCCGCCGCCUCCAGUCCUCCCCCUCCGGCGACCCUCUUCCCAUCCUUCGCACCCUCCUGGACCUCUCCACAGAUCCCCACGGUCUCCGCGAGCUAGUUGACGAUCCCGCCGCCGUCCCCGCACUCCAAGGCGUCCUCCUCCGGGAAGACCUCGGUCUGGAAGCCAUGGAGGCGGCAGUCUGUGCUCUCUCUCCUGUUCUCCUCGCCCGCCAUGGAGACGGCGCCGAGUCGCUCGCCGAUUCUCUCACCGUCUCCUCCCUCCUCGCGGUCCUGAAAGGCGAGAGCUUGGAGUCGAGGAUCGCCGCCGCAGAGAUUCUGGAAGCGGCGGCCGCCACUUCCGCCGCCGCCGAGCGGAAGCUCCUCAUUGCCGGCACAGGGGAUCUGCUGGCGGAGCUCCUCCGCCUGGUGAGAGAGGAGGAGGAGGCGGCGGCCGACGCGGGGCUCUCCUGCCUGGUGGCGCUCUCACCGCCGAGGCAAACGCGGGUGGAGAUGGUACGCGCCGGCGCCGUCGCCGUCGCCAGCAAACUGCUGGUGCGGCCGGCGGCGGCGGGGGGCUCCGCCGCAGAGAAGGCGCUGAAACUGAUGGAGGUGGCGUCGACUUGCAGCGAAGGGAGGGCGGCCAUCUGCGAAGACCCCGUGGCGGUGCCGGCCAUCGUGGGGAAGAUGAUGAAGGUGUCGGCGGCGGCUAGGGAGCACGCGGUGGUGGUGCUGUGGAGCGUCUGCUAUCUCUUCCGGGACCGGCGGGCGCAGGAGGCGGCGACGAGGGGAAACGGGUUGAUGAAGAUCCUCCUCCUGAUGCAGAGCAACUGCUCGCCGGCGACCAGGCAGAUGGCCGCUGACUUGAUCAAGAUAUUCCGGGUUAGCGCCAAGGGUCGCCUCACCAGCUACGACUCGAUGGCUACCCACAUCACCCCCUUCUGA
Messenger RNA from Spirodela intermedia, 1197 nucleotides. The record is from the annotation of a GenBank genome assembly. NCBI's taxonomy places the organism in Eukaryota, Viridiplantae, Streptophyta, Magnoliopsida, Alismatales, Araceae.